Anthonomus grandis grandis is the source of this 3265-nucleotide messenger RNA. It is a transcript of the gene Calx, whose product is annotated as sodium/calcium exchanger 3. NCBI's taxonomy places the organism in Eukaryota, Metazoa, Arthropoda, Insecta, Coleoptera, Curculionidae. Gene Ontology annotation, molecular function: calcium:sodium antiporter activity. Gene Ontology annotation, cellular component: postsynapse; axon; sarcolemma. The record is from RefSeq and is a predicted model, not a curated record. Gene Ontology annotation, biological process: cell communication; sodium ion transmembrane transport; calcium ion import across plasma membrane. The transcript is spliced from 7 exons. Bases 104 to 2650 code for a protein of 848 amino acids.
UCGGGCCAGCGGGCCUUUACAGUUCCGUCGCGACGCCUGUGCCGUCCGUGUUAUGCGGCGCCUCCGCCUCGCUUUCCGCCUCUUUUCGAACACGUCGUGAGCGAUGUGGGACGCCAACACCUCCGCCAACCUCGCCAAAAUCAACUGUUCCGACGGCCUGAUCCUACCUUGUUGGCAACCUUUGGACGAUGUUUCCCUUCUGGACAAAACCGGCCGCGGCAUUCUCUAUUUUUUAUUUCUCGCUUUUCUAUUUAUUGGCGUCUCGAUUGUAUCCGACCGAUUUAUGGCAGCCAUCGAAGUUAUUACCUCGCAAGAGCGGGAGGUUUCCGUUCGGAAGGCAAACGGCGAAAAGCAAAUCGUCGUGGUGCGAGUCUGGAACGAAACUGUCGCCAAUUUGACCUUGAUGGCGCUAGGAUCGAGCGCUCCAGAAAUUCUUUUGUCUGUUAUAGAGAUCUAUGCUAGAGAUUUUACUGCCGGGGAACUUGGACCUGGUACUAUUGUUGGUUCUGCCGCUUAUAAUCUCUUUGUCAUCAUUGCCAUUUGCGUUUGGGUGAUCCCCAAGGGAGAAGUGAGAAAAAUUAAGCAUUUAGGGGUGUUCUUUGUUACUGCUACUUGGUCUGUUUUCGCUUAUGUCUGGCUCUAUCUUAUUCUAUGCUACUUUUCCCCUGGUGAGGUGGAGAUAUGGGAGGGGUUGAUAACCUUUCUCUUCUUCCCAUGCACGGUGAUUACUGCUUAUGCAGCAGACCGGCAAAUCCACAAAUUCAUUCGCAAAGACUUCAGAAUGAACAAGCGAGGGGUGAUUGUGCAAGCAGAAGGUGUUGAUAACUUGGAAAUGGUCAAUACUGAGUUGCUGGUUUUAGAUGAUGUCCAUGAAGAUAUCAAACAAGAAUACAUUUCAACUCUUAAGGAGCUUAGGCAACAACACCCCCAUACGGACAUAGACGUUCUUGAAAAAAUGGCCCACGAGAUCCUUCUUAAUAAAGGACCUAAGUCUCGAGCUUUCUAUCGGAUUCAAGCAACGAGAAAGCUUAUGGGAAGUGGAGAUCUAAUGCGGCGAAUCUCAGAGAGAGCCCAAAGCGACUUAAGUGAAGUUAAGGCAGAGUUACAGCGAGAAAGUGGAGUUAACGAAUUCACGCAGAGCGGAUCAAGAGUUUAUUUCGAUCCCAGCAAGUAUACGGUCUUGGAGAGCUGUGGCCAGUUCGAUGUUACAGUAGUUCGUAGUGGAAACCUUGAUCUUCCCGUGACAGUAGAAUACACAACAGAAGAUGGAACCGCUCAGGCUGGUAGUGACUAUGUCAAGUCUAAAGGUACCUUGCGCUUCCAGCCGGGAGAGAAAGAAAAACGUAUAUCCUUGGAAGUUAUCGAUGAUGACGUCUUCGAGCCGGAUGAACAUUUUUACGUACGACUGUGCUCUGCACAGCCUGCCGGGAGUUUGGGAUCGCCCAUGCUUGCCACAGUGAUCAUCCUGGAUGAUGACCAUGGCGGAUUAUUCAAGUUCGAGGCUCAGAACCACGAGUUGGUUGAAAGUGUCGGAACUUACGAUUUGAAAGUGGUUAGAUGUUCUGGAGCGAGAGGAAGAGUUAUCUUGCCUUACCAUACUGAGGAUGGAACUGCGAAGGGCGGUAAGGAGUAUGAGGAGCAGAACGGGGAGCUUAUUUUUGAAAAUAAUGAGUCAGAAAAAAUAAUCAGCCUAACAAUAAUCGAAGAAGACAGCUACGAAAAGGACGUCCUUUUCUACGUACAAUUAGGGGAACCACAGAUGUCUGGUGAUGAGGUAGCGAGCCUAGCAGCAGAAGCGGAAAAGAAACCGCCCGAAGAAAGGACGGAAAGGGAGAGGAUAGCGAUAUUAGGAAAACCUAGGCUAGGCGAAAUUACCAGGGCACAAAUUAGAAUAAAAGAAAGUAAAGAAUUUAAGAACACAGUAGACAAACUAGUACAACGCGCAAACGCGUCGCUUCUCAUUGGCACGUCAUCAUGGAAGGAGCAGUUCGUCGAAGCCCUAACUGUGAGCGCGAGUGACGAAGAUGAGCAAAAAGAACCAUCCAAGUUAGAUUAUUUUAUGCACUUCCUAACUGUCUUCUGGAAGGUGUUGUUUGCAUUAAUACCUCCUACAGGCAUGUGCAAAGGUUACCUGUGCUUCGUGGUAUCAAUUUUCUGCAUAGGUCUGGUGACGGCAGUAAUUGGAGAUGUGGCGUCACAUUUCGGAGCCACUUUAGGAAUUAGAGACGCUGUUACAGCGAUUAUAUUUGUUGCAUUAGGAACCAGUAUACCCGAUACUUUUGCAAGUAAAGUAGCUGCAAUUCAUGACAAAUACGCCGAUGCAAGUGUGGGUAACGUAACCGGCAGCAACGCAGUAAACGUAUUUUUGGGCAUAGGCGUGGCCUGGUCAAUUGCUGCUGUCUACCAUGGCAUUCAUGGAGAAAGCUUCAAGGUGGAUCCUGGAAGCUUAGCAUUCUCAGUUACAAUCUUCUGCACAGAAGCAGCAGUAGCUAUCUUUAUCCUACUGAUCAGAAGGUCAAAUAUCGUGGGAGGUGAACUAGGAGGUCCAGAGUGCCUCAAAUACCUUACAUCGUUCACACUCUUCGGUUUAUGGAUAGCAUAUUUAGUUUUAUCGACUCUUGAGGCCUACGGGGUUAUAGCCGGAUUUUAAAAUGUAUAAAUAAAUUUUAUUUUUAGAUUUUUUUAUAUGGUGGUAUAUUGGUCAUUAAAAUAUAAAGUAGUAACUAUUUUUUGAUAUUAGAGUAGGUACUAAAUAUGAUUAAACAUUGACAAACAUCCCAUAGAAAAUAAUAUGAAGACUUAAAACAAAAACAACGAAAUUCUAUUCCGACGCCAAUGAAGUCAUAAGCCCAAACGGACAAUUUACAUGAAAAUGAAUUGGACCUUUCGGUUCGUAUUUAUUUUAUGACAUCUCCGCGAUAUCCCUCAGGAUUCACAGACUCACGAACAUUUAGACCCGAGGGUAUUGUACUACAGAAAGGCUUCAAUAGCCAAAUGGUUUGUCUUUGGCAAGGCCUUAAUAUAUCAAAAUGGAAGGUUAAAUCAAACGUUAAAAUGGUGUGUACAAAAUAUAAUAUUAUUUUAAAUUUAAUAAAAAAUAGAUUGGUAAGUAAAAUGUUUUUGAAAAUGCGUGUAAGUAAGAGAAAUUAAAAGACAUUUUCAUGUCUUGCGUAUGUGAAGAAGGAUGUUGGGAUUUAUGCAAAAGAAUUUGCAAGAGUUUAUUAUUUGAACCAAAAUACAAAAUUGGUACCCUUAUUACGAAAAU